Molecule: messenger RNA, 2880 nt
Organism: Colletotrichum orchidophilum
Lineage: Eukaryota; Fungi; Ascomycota; Sordariomycetes; Glomerellales; Glomerellaceae
Product: fungal specific transcription factor domain-containing protein
Exons: 5
Coding region: 1-2880 (959 amino acids)
Biological process (GO): regulation of DNA-templated transcription; DNA-templated transcription
Molecular function (GO): DNA-binding transcription factor activity, RNA polymerase II-specific; zinc ion binding; DNA binding
Source: RefSeq, a predicted model, not a curated record
AUGGCCGUCAUCAAGGGUGAAGCCAGGCAAGGCUCAAACGAUGACGCUGGCAUCGCCGCACAAGAAAACACUACUCCUCGCACAAUUUCAACCCGCCAAGCCAAUAAACAGCAAGACGAGUCAGAGUGCAUUCAGUGCAAAAAGGCCGGUAAUGAGUGUGUUAUCAAAAAUGAUGAUGAGCGGCGGCGACCGAUCUCGAAGGCAUACAUGUCGUCUUUGUCCGAUCGCAUCGCGAUGCUCGAGGGCAUGCUGCAGGAAAGAGGUAUUCAACCUCCUCCAGCUGUGCAUCCUCCCAGAACGAGACACGAGACGCAGCAGCUGUCAGAAGAACCAAGGGAGCAAAGGCGAUUUCCACUCAAGGGAUCAAUUGUCCCUGAGGUGCCGUCGCCUCCGGACUCUGUAAACGAUGACUACUCGGUACAAGACAGCGAUCAGGCUGAGAAUGCAUCAACCACAAGCCCCUGCUUCCAUGCUUUGGCAGACGAAAAAUUACCGUUCCGUAUGCUGGACCCAACACACGAGAACGUCGUUCGCAAUCUUCUAUCGACGAGAGCGAAUCUUUCAUUUGAUCAGCUGUCUGGAAGACUCCGCUUCUUCGGCCCGACGGCCAACUCUCACGUUUACUACGCCGAUACCAGCGACAACUUCCAGUCUCACAACUUCUGGACGCACUACAACAGUGUGCUCAAAAUCAUACACAAGGAAUCAUUCGAAACUGAUCGGGAGUCGCAAAGCCCGAAGUUCUACUCGUCGUUUCUGCAUAUCGCAAUCUUGGCCAUGGGUUUUCGAUUUGCCAAUGUCGAUCGUGACGAUAUGAAGAGGAUAGCCCUAGGAAACCGGGAGAGUACGUUGCAUAGAGAGGCCAAGUACAUGCUCGACGUUGAACUCGAGAGACCAGGUGGGUUACCCAGCGUACAGGCUCUCCUUCUUCUCAGCGACCUAGAAUGUGGCGUUGGUCGAGACAACACUGGCUGGAUGUAUGCCGGGAUGGCCAACAGGCUAGCUUUUGACAUCGGGCUCCACUUGGACUGCCGCAACAGUGGUUUUGACGAGCAGGAAGGUGAUAUUCGCCACAUGGUGAUGAGAGCCUGCGUGAUAUACGACAAGUAUUGGUCCUUGUUCCUAGGUCGGCCAACGAGCAUCAAAAACCAAGAUGUGGGCAUGGAUCUCCUGUCACGGCGUUUUUUGCAGCUCACGUCGCUCAUGGGAACGCCAGGGCCCUCGAAAAAAGAGAACCAGACUGUGGAAAUUUACGACCAGCUCGUCGAAUUGAUGGAGCUUGCAGGUCGUAUUGUUGAAGCUAGCGACAGCAGACAAGCACCUAAGAACUCUCCUGAGAGAGUUAGAGCAGUCAUUGCUGGCCAUGGUGAUGGCGAAGACAACGCAUACCUUCAAAGCACCAACCUCGAUCGCCAAUUGCAGAAUUGGUACAGGCGGUUGCCAGAACAUUUGCAGUGGAAGCCUGCCAACAUUAAGCAUGCGCCGUUCAGCUACUUUCUUCUACACCAGCAGUACCAUGUCUCAAUGAUAUUACUUCACCGCCCGUGGGCAAAUUACGAUGAAGUUUAUGGCGAAAGCAGUACCGCUGAUGGAAACCUUACGCCUAAUUCUAGCUCCGACUCCAAAGACGUGUCUGGCCAGUGUCACUCCAAUCAUUCUCCGGGAACGGGCAUGUCACAACCACGUCCAGACACCGGCAGAACGGCGUCAUCGCGCAGCGUCUGUAGUUUCCAUGCGAUUCGAGUAGCGAGGAUAUUCUGGCAACAUCGACAACGAUUCGACGGUACCAAGAUUUUUAUCACCGGAAUUCAGCACGCCGGCACAGCAGCUAUCGCCUUGAUUGCGGCACUGACACAUCACCGCUGCGAAUCUGAUCGGCGGACUUACCUAGGAUACCUCGAGAUUCUGGCUAGCGCCAUGAGCGACAUGAGCCAGGUUUACCAGCCAGCGGCACGUAUGGACAGUCUACUUAAAGCGGUGCUUGGAAAACUCCGGACUGACAAUGACAAUCUCGGCGGCGUCAGUAAGCCGCCAGUCAUAUUGACGGGCAGUGAAAAGACUUUGCUUUUAAGCCCAGCCUGGAGGGGCAAUACGGACAGCAUUUACUCUGUCCUACCAGCGAGGCGUGAGGCAGAAGUUGGUGACAAGCAGCCGAACAAAAGACGCCGGCCAUCAACAAGCAGCCGAAGGGCGUCCGAAAUCGCUCGCCCGCCCUUGCCCUUCUUCGGCGCGAAGACACAAUCAUCGACGCGCAGGUCAUCACAGAGCAACGUGUACGCAAAAGUUCAUUCUCCCUUGGAUCCAGCAGCAUACAGUACGGGCGGGGACGAUCAUCAGCUAUUCAAUCUGGACUUUCUGCAUGGCUCGGCGAUAGAGAAUGAUAGAGAAGAAGACGCUGCCGAUGUCAAGAGCAAACCCACCGAGGAUUGUAUAUUUGUUUCGCCGCUGCCCAACAGCUGGGCCCAAGACAACACGAGUAACGGUAACACAUCGCCGCCCCAGAAGACGAAUCUCGGGUAUGGUGGGCUGGAAUUGAAUGACUGGGAUUCUGGAACGUCCGGGAUCGGUCUUGAAUCAAUGACCAGCUUCCAAGCCAGCGGAGGAGGGAGCAGUAGCCGGGAAACCCCACGAAAGGCUCCUAAAGAUGAGCUUGGUCAAAUCACUUUCAAGAACGAGGAAAAGGACACGACAAGGACUCAUCGAGGUUUCGGGCCAUUUGGACACGGAGCAAUGGACUGGAUGGGUACUGAUGGUGAUCUGGACGCCUUGACCUCUGUGAGUCUCAUUGAACUGGUGCAGAGCUCAAUCGCCGGCAAAGGAGACAGGCAUCCCGCGGACGAUGCUCCGAGAAACCAUGAACUGGACUUUCUGAGCCUCUAA